AUGGUGCUGGACUUCUCCGAGUCGCGAGAACUCGCAGUGCUCAAGCCCAAUACCCACCAACGUCCACUUGAUCAUACGAGUCUUCGCUGGGCGCUGAGUCACUCGCCGAGUCGCCUGUUAGCCAAGGACCAGGACUUCUGCUAUUUGGAGAUCAUGAAGCCGUACGGGACCGCAGACGGACGACGUGGCUGGGCUAAAGUAUCGCACUCGAUCAAGCACAAGGCGUGUCCGGAGUUUAGGAACGCGCAGGGUCUCGACGUGCACCGAGCCGAGUUGUUUUACUGCGGCCUGUUCUUUGAAGAGACGGACGCCUUGGGCGUACUGAAUGCCACCGUGUACUACAACGUCAAAGGUGACAAGACGCCGUCCGUGUUGAUGCCCAUGGUGCAGAAAUCGCGUGGCAAACGGACGAUCGAGCUGGUGAAUCAUUACCUCAAGAUGUCCAACAUGAUUCUCAAGUCCAGGAAGAUCUCGCUCACACGCGCUCUGCAGCUACAGGGCGAGAAACGUUGUGCUGCCUGUGCGAACUACCUGUCCAUGUGGAGACCCAAAGACAAGUGCGUCAUGUGUGGAUCGGUACGUUUAUUUGUGCGAUAA
Messenger RNA from Phytophthora infestans T30-4, 597 nucleotides. RefSeq lists its product as uncharacterized. The transcript is spliced from 2 exons. Bases 1 to 597 code for a protein of 198 amino acids. Lineage: Eukaryota; Oomycota; Peronosporomycetes; Peronosporales; Peronosporaceae. The record is from RefSeq and is a predicted model, not a curated record.